AUACACACACGCACACACACACACACACACACACACACACACACGGAGAUGACGUUGCAGGAGGGGAGGGAAGUAAACAUGGCGUCUGGACAGCAAUGGGUGUUGGUGGAAAUGGUGCAGGCAUUGUACGAGGCCCCAUCUUAUCACCUCAUUUUGGAAGGCAUCCUCAUUUUAUGGAUAAUCAGGCUUCUCUUCUCUAAAACAUACAGGCUCCAUGAGACAAAUAAACUGACUGAAAAGGAAAAAGAAGAUCUUAUUGAGGAGUGGCAGCCUGAACCUCUUGCUCCCACUAUUUCCACAGAUUCGCCAUACAUAACCUACGAUAUUGUCACAGGACCCCCCAGCCACAAAAUCAUAAUCAAUGGAAAAGAGUGCAUUAACUUCGCAUCAUUUAACUUCCUGGGUCUCCUUGACAAUGAACGAGUCAAGCAAAAGGCACUCUCAUCUCUGAAGAAAUAUGGGGUUGGAACAUGUGGUCCCAGGGGCUUCUAUGGAACGUUUGAUGUUCACCUGGAGCUGGAGAGCCGGCUUGCCAAAUUCAUGAAAACAGAGGAAGCUAUCAUCUACUCAUAUGGCUUUGCUACCAUUGCUAGUGCCAUUCCUGCCUACGCCAAGAGGGGAGACAUCAUAUUUGUGGACGAGGCAGCCUGCUUUUCCAUCCAAAAAGGUCUUCAAGCUUCCCGCAGCUUUCUUAAAUACUUCAAGCACAAUGACAUGGAUGACUUGGAGAGGCUUUUAAAGGAGCAAGAGUUGGAGGACCAGCAGAACCCUCGUAAGGCUCGGGUGACUCGCAAGUUCAUUGUGGUGGAGGGACUGUACAUCAACACUGCUGAUAUAUGUCCACUUCCUGAACUGGUGAAACUAAAGUACAAGUAUAAGGUGCGGAUUUUCCUGGAGGAGAGCAUGUCUUUUGGUGUGUUGGGAGAGCAUGGCCGAGGGGUUACAGAGCACUUUGGAGUCAAUAUAGAAGACAUCGAUUUGAUCAGUGCUAACAUGGAGAAUUCUUUGGCCUCCAUUGGAGGCUUUUGCUGCGGACGCUCUUUUGUUAUAGACCACCAGCGCCUGUCAGGACAAGGCUACUGUUUCUCUGCAUCUCUGCCUCCCAUGCUAGCUGCUGCAGCUAUUGAGGCCCUCAGCAUUAUGCAAGAGAAUCCAGAGAUAUUCACCGUUCUGAGGAAGAAAUGCACAUAUGUCUACAAAGAACUACAAGGAAUUCCUGGGCUGAAGUUGGUGGGAAUGCAGUUUGCUCCUGCUCUUCACCUGCAGCUGAAGAGAAGUUCAGGCUCUCGAGAGUCUGACAUGCAGAUGCUGCGCUCAAUUGUUGAUUAUUGUAUGGAGAGACAAGUGGCACUGACUCUCGCCCGAUACCUCGAAAAAGAGGAACGCUAUCCCCCUCCGCCCAGCAUCAGAGUGGUGGUGACCAUCGAACAGACGGAGGAGGACAUCCUGAAAGCCAAGUUGUGUAUCCAGGAGGCUGCUUUAACGUUACUUAAAUGAAUGUUUUGUUUUGUUUUUCUACCUUCCAAUGUCAAUGAACUUCUUAUCUGUUCCUUCUUUGUACUAUUUGAGUAGUAUGGUUGACAGACACACACACAUUAUGAGCACACUUAUAUUGCAAGGCUUUUUAUAUCCUAUCCCUGAUUUUAAUUUCUUCCCCUUCCCUCUCAGUAUCUUGUAUAUCCAUAUCAUGAAUGUUGACAGCUGUGACUAAGGAAAGGAAAAACAUUCCUGAGGCUGCAAUGCUAAUGUCACUCUUCAGAGAACUUGACAGCUAUCUGAUUGUAAUUAUAUAUCCUUUGUUGCAGAUUAAAAUGUUGCGACAUCCGGAUUGCAACAUUGACAUUUCGUCAUGUUAAACACAUACAUGGACCGGCUUGCCUUGUUUUAGUCUUAACUUCUUUCACUUUGUUAUUACUUAUUGUACCUUCAACAAAUGUUUUUUACUAAGCAAAUUAUAGAAUAAUUAAUCACUAAUAUGUCAAAUAAAUCUUUAUUUCUGACAGAAA
Syngnathus acus (greater pipefish) is the source of this 2006-nucleotide messenger RNA. It is a transcript of the gene sptlc1, whose product is annotated as serine palmitoyltransferase, long chain base subunit 1. Gene Ontology annotation, cellular component: endoplasmic reticulum. Gene Ontology annotation, biological process: sphingosine biosynthetic process; ceramide biosynthetic process. The transcript is spliced from 15 exons. The coding region runs from base 49 to 1497 and encodes 482 amino acids. The record is from RefSeq and is a predicted model, not a curated record. NCBI's taxonomy places the organism in Eukaryota, Metazoa, Chordata, Actinopteri, Syngnathiformes, Syngnathidae. Gene Ontology annotation, molecular function: pyridoxal phosphate binding; serine C-palmitoyltransferase activity.